Molecule: messenger RNA, 2897 nt
Organism: Phyllostomus discolor (pale spear-nosed bat)
Lineage: Eukaryota; Metazoa; Chordata; Mammalia; Chiroptera; Phyllostomidae
Gene: TRIM36
Product: tripartite motif containing 36
Exons: 11
Coding region: 293-2467 (724 amino acids)
Molecular function (GO): zinc ion binding; protein binding
Source: RefSeq, a predicted model, not a curated record
CUGGUCUCCACUCCGCCGCCCGCCCAGCCGCAGUCCGCAGUAGCCGCCGCCGCAGCGGGCCGCUGGCUGAGUUUCCGGGGCCGUCGCAGGGAGCGAAGCUCCUCUCUGCGCUUGUGCUUUCAUUCGCCCUGGCCUCUGGCCGCGUCGGUCCGCUGGCCGGGUCCGGCUGACCAGCUCACCCUCCCGCUCCUAGCCGAGGCUCCACGGCCGCUGCAGGGACGCGCCCACCGGACCCUGCCAGACUCGUCUGCCGUUUAGACCCUGCUGUUAAUGACACCUGCAAGGAGGCUACAUGGAGGGGGAUGGUUCAGACUCGCUGGUUACCAUUAAGAAUAUCGAAAGAGAGCUCAUUUGCCCAGCAUGCAAGGAGCUGUUUACCCACCCGUUGAUUCUCCCUUGCCAACACAGUAUCUGUCAUAAAUGUGUGAAAGAACUCUUACUGACACUUGAUGAUUCAUUCAAUGAUGUGGGAUCAGACAACUCCAAUCAGAGCAGUCCUCGACUUUGGCUCCACUCCCCUAGCCUGGAUAAAGUCGACAGGAUUAACAGACCAGGUCAUAAGAAGAUACUAAAUGGCUGGAAGCGCAAUUCACUGACCCCCAGGACAACUAUUUUUCCUUGUCCUGGCUGUGAGCAUGAUGUGGAUCUUGGAGAACGAGGAAUCAAUGGUCUCUUUCGAAAUUUUACUUUGGAAACUAUUGUUGAGAAAUAUCGGCAGGCAGCCAGGGCAGCCACAGCUAUUAUGUGUGACCUUUGUAAACCACCACCUCAAGAAUCCACAAAAAGUUGCAUGGACUGUAGUGCAAGCUACUGCAAUGAAUGCUUCAAAAUUUAUCAUCCUUGGGGUACUGUAAAAGCUCAGCAUGAGUAUGUGGGCCCAACCACUAAUUUUAGACCCAAGAUUUUAAUGUGCCCAGAACAUGAAACAGAGAGAAUAAACAUGUACUGUGAAUUAUGUAGGAGGCCAGUUUGCCAUCUCUGUAAGCUGGGUGGUGAUCAUUCAAAUCACCGUGUAACCACUAUGAGCAAUGCCUACAAAACCUUAAAGGAAAAGCUUUCAAAGGAUAUCGAUUACCUUAUUGGCAAGGAGAGCCAGGUGAAGAGGCAAAUUUCUGAACUAAACUUGUUAAUGAAAGAAACAGAGUGCAAUGGAGAGAGGGCUAAAGAAGAAGCAAUUACACAUUUUGAAAAGCUCUUUGAAAUUCUAGAAGAGAGGAAAUCAUGUGUUCUGAAAGCAAUCGAUGCUUCAAAGAAACUCAGAUUAGACAAAUUUCAGACUCAAAUGGAAGAGUAUCAGGGGCUUCUAGAGAACAAUGGACUUGUGGGAUAUGCUCAAGAAGUGCUUAAGGAGACAGAUCAGUCUUGCUUCGUGCAGACAGCCAAACAACUCCACCUCAGAAUCCAGAAAGCUACGGAAUCUUUGAAAAGCUUUAGACCUGCGGCUCAGACUUCUUUUGAAGACUACGUUGUUGAUACAUCUAAACAAACAGAGGUUCUUGGAGAAUUGUCCUUCUUCUCUAGUGGAGUAGAUGUGCCAGAGAUCAAUGAGGAACAGAGCAAAGCUUAUAACAAAGCUUUGAUAAAUUGGCACCAUCCGGAAAAGGAUAGAGCUGAUAGCUAUGUCCUCGAGUAUCGGAAGAUUAAUAGAGAUGAAGAAAUGUUGUCUUGGAAUGAGAUAGAAGUUUGUGGCACAAGUAAAGUUAUUUCAGAACUUGAGAGUAACUGUAAAUAUGCUUUCAGAGUAAGAGCCUACAAGGGUUCAGUGUGCAGUCCUUGCAGCAGAGAACUGAUUCUUCAUACUCCUCCAGCUCCAGUUUUCAGUUUCCUCUUUGAUGAAAAAUGUGGCUACAAUAAUGAACACCUCUCACUGAACUUGAAGAGAGACCGUGUAGAGAGUAGAGCUGGAUUUAAUCUUCUGCUUGCUGCGGAACGAAUCCAAGUGGGUUGUUACACAAGUUUAGACUACAUCAUUGGAGAUGUUGGAAUUACAAAAGGGAAGCACUUUUGGGCCUUUCGUGUGGAACCGUAUUCAUACCUGGUAAAAGCGGGAGUUGCUUCCAGUGAUAAACUACAAGAAUGGCUCCGUUCUCCCCGGGAUGCAGUUAGUCCAAGAUAUGAGCAAGACAGUGGGCAUGACAGUGGAAGUGAAGAUGCCUCUUUUGAUUCUUCACAACCCUUUACAUUAGUUACUAUAGGCAUGAAGAAAUUUUUUAUACCCAAGUCACCUACUUCUUCUAAUGAACCUGAAAAUAGAGUUCUUCCCAUGCCAACAAGUAUAGGGAUUUUCCUCGACUACGAUAAAGGCAAAGUGAGUUUCUAUGACAUGGAUCACAUGAAAUGCCUUUACGAGCGCCAAGUGGACUGUUCGCAUACGAUGUAUCCAGCGUUUGCGUUGAUGGGCAGUGGAGGAAUUCAACUUGAAGAACUCAUCACAGCAAAAUAUCUAGAAUACCAAGAGGACAUGUAGUUUAAGCAUCUGAUGUGACUUAGAAUGAAAAAUGUAAGCAAAAUAAUGCCUUGGUGUUAACCUUCGUAACUAAUUACAUAUCAUCUAAGUAUUCUGUCGCCACACUUGUCUUCUGUGUGUUUCUUCUUCAAAGACGGAAAACCUAAACAGCCUUACCUCUCCCGUGUCGCUUUUCUUUCUGCCUUUCACAAAUAGUUAACACGGUCGUGUCUUCCUUUUUUAUGAGCAGGAAACCUAAUUUAUUUAUAUUAGCUGGUGUUGCUGAUACUUACAUGCCUGUUGUUGCGGGAAUGCAGACAAAUGUAUUUAUUAAGUUUUUGUGUUUGGUUUUUCAUUUUUAUAUCAUGUUUAUGUCCUAAGAUGUUUUAUAAAUGCCUUAUGGAUAGAAAUUAGUACCAAGCAUUGUGUCUUGUAUUUGUUUUUGAAAGGA